AAUAUAUUUGUGAAUAUAAAUGUACAAAACGCUGUUGUUUUUUAAAUGUACCGCGUCAUCAUUUGGAACGCGCCGUGGGUAUAAAAGCUGUAACAGCGACGGGAACAGCGAUAGUGUGGAUUGUCUGAAGACAAGAGACAAAGCGAGGAGAAACAACGAAGCAAAGCGACGAGGAACCGAGAGAUGCUGCACAUGAAGACGUUUCUUUCCGGCCGGAGUAGCGGCACAGUCCGGGGCCUGGCCUGCGCCGCCGGACUGAUCGCGCUCACCACCGCGGGAUACUGCGCGUAUCGCAGGCUGAAGAGGAUCAGCGACCUUCGAGCUCCUGAACGGGAAGCUGCUCAAGGAUCUGUUUUAGGUGUUGAUGUAGAGGAAGUUCUCGUAUGCACCGAAGAAGUCCCUCAGACAUCAGCUGUUGUCCUGGUCACUGAGACAAAUCCCCAGCUCCUGGACACCAGCCUUGACCCUGAGAAGUCAGCUGUCAUUCUGCUCUCACAUCACCAUGGCACACGUCAGCUGCACCCUGCCUGGCAGAACAUCCAGUUCCUCUCCUCACAGUCCUGCAGCUUCGUCUCUGAGUCCCUGGAGGUACACAGGUACAUCGCGUGCUUGGUGAGAGGUCCAGAAGUCCUGCUGUGGUGGAUCACCACCACCACCAAAAUGUCCAGCAAUCAUUGGGGAGCCUUUAACGCCACCACUCGGGAGAACUCGAUCACCUGCAUACAGCGAGUCUGCGGGAGCGUGAGAGCGCUGGUGUCCUGCCAUCACGAGGAGACGACCAUCCACGUGCCGUUCGAGGAUGGCGAGCAAACCAUUUACCAGGUGAGUCGCUCGUACCUUCGCGUGGACGUGGACGGUCAGGUGGACAUGUCCCAUGAGGAGGAAGGAAGUUUCUUCACUCCUCAUGCUGACUUUGACGUUCAGUCAGAAUUUGAGGAAAGUGACGUGGAACUUCCACCUGAGGAGCAGGAGGUGCCCUUCAUCAGCUUGUACCUCACAGGCCGUGGCAUCACAGACCUCGUCCUGAAGCUGCCUGCCGUCCGCGAGGCGUUCUCUAGGAUGAUGGCCAGCAUCCAUAACAAGAACUUCUUGUACGUGGCUGGCAAGCAGAUCUUGAUGCGUCUGGCAACAGCCAACAAACAGGAUCCGCGCGGCGUACAGAGGGCAUACGACGAGGUGAUCCGAUUCCUGAGAGAGCCUUCCUAUCAGGAAACGAUCGAGGCGGAGGUGCUCGAUGCUCAGUUUUAG
This is a messenger RNA of Tachysurus vachellii, 1248 nucleotides long. RefSeq lists its product as uncharacterized. The record is from RefSeq and is a predicted model, not a curated record. The transcript has 13 exons. Gene Ontology annotation, biological process: mitochondrial fusion. The coding region runs from base 184 to 1248 and encodes 354 amino acids. Lineage: Eukaryota; Metazoa; Chordata; Actinopteri; Siluriformes; Bagridae.